UUCCAGAAGGCGGCGCGUGCGGCGGUGGGGGAGCGAGGAGCGGUUCAACGGGUCCAGGCCGGGAGCAUGGAGCAGGUAAAUGAACUGAAAGAGAAGGGCAACAAAGCCCUGAGCGCUGGUAACAUUGAAGAUGCAGUGAAAUUUUACUCGGAAGCCAUCAAGCUAGAUCCCAAGAACCACGUGCUGUUCAGCAACCGUUCCGCAGCCUACGCCAAGAAAGGAGACUACCAGAAGGCUUACGAGGAUGGCUGCAAGACCGUCGACUUGAAGCCCGACUGGGGAAAAGGUUACUCCCGGAAGGCAGCCGCUCUCGAAUUCCUAAACCGGUUUGAAGAGGCUAAGCGGACCUAUGAGGAGGGCCUGAAGCAUGAAGCAAACAACCCCCAACUCAAAGAGGGGUUGCAGAGCAUGGAAGCCCGACUGACAGAGAGGAAGUACAUGAAUCCUUUCAGCACACCCAACUUGUACCAAAAGCUGGAGAGCGACCCUAGGACCCGGGCCCUGCUGAGCGACCCCAGCUACAAGGAGUUGAUUGAGCAGCUCCGCAACAAACCCUCCGACCUGGGCGUAAAGCUGCAGGACCCCCGGGUCAUGACAACGCUGAGCGUCCUCCUGGGAGUGGAUCUCGGCAGCAUGGAUGAAGAGGAAGAGGUUGCGAGCCCUCCGCCGCCACCGCCGCCCAAAAAGGAGACCAAACCAGAGCCCAUGGAGGAAGAUCUCCCAGAGAACAAGAAACAGGCCCUGAAGGAGAAAGAGUUGGGCAAUGAUGCCUACAAGAAGAAAGACUUCAGCACCGCCUUGAAACAUUACGAUCGCGCGAAGGACCUGGACCCCACCAACAUGACGUACAUCACCAAUCAGGCCGCGGUCUGCUUUGAACAGGGCAACUACGACAAGUGCCGAGAAUUGUGUGAGAAAGCGAUCGAGGUGGGGAGAGAGAACCGAGAGGACUACCGACAGAUCGCCAAAGCUUAUGCCCGUAUCGGCAACUCCUACUUCAAGGAAGAGAAGUACAAGGAAGCCAUCCAGUUCUUCAACAAGUCCCUGGCAGAGCAUCGGACCCCAGAAGUGCUGAAAAAAUGUCAGCAGGCUGAGAAGAUCCUGAAGGAGCAGGAGAGACUGGCCUACAUAAACCCCGACUUGGCUUUGGAGGAAAAGAAUAAGGGCAAUGAGUGUUUCCAGAAAGGGGACUAUCCCCAGGCCAUGAAGCAUUACUCGGAAGCCAUCAAACGGAACCCACGGGAUGCCAAACUAUACAGCAACCGAGCUGCCUGCUACACUAAACUCCUUGAGUUUCAGCUAGCACUCAAGGACUGUGAAGAGUGCAUCCAUCUAGAGCCGACGUUCAUCAAGGGCUACACCCGGAAAGCAGCGGCCCUGGAAGCCAUGAAGGACUACACAAAAGCCAUGGAUGUCUACCAGAAGGCCCUGGACCUGGACUCCAACUGCAAGGAAGCCGCAGAUGGUUACCAGCGCUGCGUGUUGUCCCAGUACAAUCGGCAUGACAACCCGGAGGACGUGAAGCGGCGGGCCAUGGCAGACCCUGAAGUGCAGCAGAUAAUGAGCGAUCCUGCCAUGCGCCUCAUCCUGGAACAGAUGCAGAAAGACCCCCAGGCGCUCAGCGAACACCUAAAGAACCCCGUAAUAGCUCAGAAGAUCCAGAAGCUGAUGGACGUGGGCCUGAUCGCAAUUCGGUGAUGACUCGUCCCGGCCCUUCCCUUCCCCUUCCCCUUCGUCCGUGGAAAGAGGAGCUGGGCCCACAGCAGCACGGAGCAGAGACGAGGAGGGGGGGAGAAAGAGAAAACAACGAUCUCUAUAUAUUUAUACAUAUAUAUAUAUAUAAUUGUGUGUGUGUAUGUGUGUGGGGGGGAGGGGGGAGACACAGAGACUUAAUACUAGCGCCCUUUGUACAGUCACCGCACACGACACUCGCAUGGUUUCUUCACCGCUGCCCUCUCCAUGAAUCCGCGGCCCCCCCCACCUCCCUCCGUCGUAGCCGCUCUCCUCCACAGGUGGUUAUUUUUUAUUUGGGGGCAGUGGACGUGCGGGAGAGGUGCUGUCUUUCCUCUGGUCACGACUCCAUCCCCCCAUUUUCCCCCCUGUUAACUCUGCGCCCCCACAAUAAAAGAAGAACAAGCCAA
Tachyglossus aculeatus (Australian echidna) is the source of this 2141-nucleotide messenger RNA. RefSeq names its product stress induced phosphoprotein 1 (gene STIP1). The transcript is spliced from 14 exons. Bases 67 to 1698 code for a protein of 543 amino acids. The record is from RefSeq and is a predicted model, not a curated record. Gene Ontology annotation, molecular function: Hsp90 protein binding. NCBI's taxonomy places the organism in Eukaryota, Metazoa, Chordata, Mammalia, Monotremata, Tachyglossidae.